GGGAGGUGUGACAGCAGAGACCUGCAGAUCAGAUGUCAUUACUCAGACACCACAGGUUGAUACCACGAUGAGACCACAGCACAAUGACGGCUAAAAGUCAGGUCCACGACACACGUGUGCUCACGAGGAGAAACUGAUGGAGCUGAACGUCAGACGUCCUCAGGAAACGUGUUAUGUGCCAGAACUUUCUGAAGUUUCUACUGGUCGCCUGGCAACCUCACGGUGGACAACAACUUGGUACAACCCUGUUUAUGCUAAGUGUUCCCUAAACGCACCUCCUGUCAGUUGGAGUAACCUGCUCCGGUCUGCGUCAACAGCGCUUCAGUGUGUCCGUUUGUUUGUUUGACGGGUUGGUUCAGCACGUUACCGGGAGGAAGACCGACUGGCCCCGGCGGCUGUCCACACAGAGGUCCGGUUUAGGACGGUUUUUACCUGUCGCUCUGUUUGCUGAGUCACUCGCUCACCUGUAGACCGACCUGCUUUUCACAGACUCCUUCGAUCCUACCAGCUUCUCCAUCCACUGCUGCACUAUGAGUGUAUGAUGUCAGAGAGAAGCUGCUAUGGCCUGCAGCAGCGGUCAGAGCAAUGCUGAAACUCUGGAGGGGUUCCACGAGGUGAACCUGGCCUCACCCACCACACCUGACCUUCAGAACCAAGCGGAGCAGCGCGCCCCCGCCCGUCACAGCACCCCGCCCACCUCUCUGUACCGCACCCACUCCCUGGGAGCGCCCCCUCCUGGCCUCCCCGCCUCACUGCGGGCCGACCAGCUCCCCACGCAGCCGGUUUAUUCCACUCCGCGGCACAGUCACAAUGGAAGUGUGCCAGGCCAGGAGGCGGAGUCAGCCGAGGGCAACUUCCUGUCUGGAGAGGACGGGGAGGAGUGCAGCGCUUUGAGUGACAGCCUGUCGCGUCUGCGCAGCCCGUCGGUGAUGGAGGUCCGAGAGAAAGGAUACGAGAGGCUGAAGGAGGAGCUGGCCAAGGCCCAGAGGGAGCUGCUGUUGAAGGAUGAGGAGUGUGAGAGGUUGUCUAAAGUCAGAGAUCAGCUCGGCCAGGAGCUGGAGGAGCUCACCGCCAGUCUCUUCCAGGAGGCCCACAAAAUGGUCCGAGAAGCCAACAUCAAACAGGCAAAUGCCGAGAAGCAGCUGAAAGAAGCCCUGGGAAAGAUCGACGUCCUGCAGGCGGAGGUCCAGGCCCUGAAGACACUAGUGCUCUCCUCCCCCACCUCCCCCGUGGGCGAACUCCCCUCUGUGGGGGCGGGGGGAGGAGGAGGGGUGAAGACUCCCUUCAGGAAGGGCCACAGCAGGAACAAGAGCACCUCCUCCGCCAUCCUGGGGACGCAGCCCGACCCGUCGGCCACGCAGCCCAUCGUACGGGAGUGCAGAGAGGUGGACGGUCAGCUGUUCAGCGACUUCAAGGCGUGGAGGGAGGAGCCGACGCUGGACCGGAGCUGCUCCUUCCUGGAGAGGGUUUACCGUGAGGACAUCUACCCCUGCCUCACCUUCAGCAAGAGCGAGCUGGGUGCGGCCAUCUUGGAAGCCGUGGAGCAGAACACGCUCAGUGUGGAGCCGGUGGGUUUCCAGCCGCUGCCUGUGGUCAAAGCGUCAGCGGUGGAGUGUGGAGGACCAAAUGGGCGAAGGGCUGAGCUUGUCACAAAAUGUGCCCUGAGUGGUCAGACCAAAACCUGCAAGCACAGAAUCAAGUUUGGGGAUUCGUCCAACUAUUACUACGUGUCUCCCUACUGUAGAUACAGAAUCACAGCUGUGUGUAAUUUCUUCACCUACAUACGCUACAUCCACCAAGGGCUGGUCAAGCAGCAGGAUGCUGAGCAGAUGUUCUGGGAGGUGAUGCAGCUGCGCAGAGAGAUGUCCUUCGCUAAGCUCGGCUACUACAAAGACCAGCUGUGACUGACGGACAGCCCUGGCCUCCAAUCACAGCAGACUCUGCCCUGAAGCUCCGCCCCCACCCCACCCUUCUGGUUUUCCUCCUGUCAUCACCCCCCUCCUCUCCUCUUUGUGUGAGUGUGUGAGGGAAAAUAUCUGUGGUUGUUUUCAGUCAUCACAAAGAAGCCUGAGAGACUGCGACAUCAGUGGUCUGUUUGUCGUUGCUGAAGUCCGAGAUUUCCUCUAAUGAAACGUGUAACACUCCAGUGUGUGUGAGGACGACUGGCGUGAAAAGAGUUGGCAUUUAAACCCACCUGAGGAGCUUUGACCUUUGACCCCUUUAUACAUGUUCUGAUGAUGGAGAAUUGGAGCCACAGUGAGGGAGGAAAAGAAUCUGAGAUGUCAACAAUUUAAUUUAUUUCAGAUAUUUUCAGAAAAAAAAUUGUCAUGGAAAAUUAAGUCAGGAAAAAUAAAAGAUUACAAGUCAAGAUUUUGAGAAAAAAAGUUGAGUAAAUUUGCAAUCUUAACAACAAAAUAUCGUAAUAUUUUAGUAAGACGCGUGUAAAGUUGUAAAGCUCAGUUCUUAUUCUUCGGAAUUUAACUAAUUGCAAAAUAUUAUGACUUUUUUUCCUCAAAAUUCUCAGAUAUUUUUCCACUCCGUCACUAAAACUAAAAACCCAAUAAGAAAAUAAGACGCCCACCAGUUCCUUUGAUGACCAAACAGUCAGUUAUUGUUUACAAAAUGAAAAUGAGCAGAAGCUUAGAUUUCAUUUCAGUUUUUUUUGUUGAUGCUAAGAUAAUCAGAAGAUCCUGAGGACAAACGUUGCUUUAAAGCCCCAUUCGGACCGGAUUUUUCAGCUGAACGUAUCCUGUCAUUUCACGGUGGUUAAAAUGAAGUCAGUUAAAUUACAGAGGAGUGUUUAUAAUCCUUUCUGAAUGGGGCUUUUAUCAAGGAUUUUUAUGUAGAAUUUCUUUAAUGGUGGUUAUUUUGUUGUGUGAGCAGCUCAGACGUCGAGCUCGAAGCUCCAGGAUAUCUUGGGUUCAAGGAACAAAACACAACUUUAGAUACCUUGACAAACUAAUUACUGUGGGGGAAAAGUUCCUUGAACGGCUCCUGGAGUUUUCAGCCUGCUGUAUUUAAUCAGGAAUGUGUUGAUAAUAAGCUGUGUGUGUGUGUGUGGUGUGUGAAUGUCGAGUGUGUUUGUACGCCUGCCGUUGUGCAAACUUUCUGUUUGUUCAUUUCAGCCCGACUCUCCUGCUUCUCUCUCUCUCCCAGUCAAAGUCAGUGUCACUCUCCCGGUUUGGUUUAGUGCCUUUUCUCUCAGACACUCUGAAAUAAAAACAGUAAUACCUCUGGAAA
Molecule: messenger RNA, 3240 nt
Organism: Scatophagus argus
Lineage: Eukaryota; Metazoa; Chordata; Actinopteri; Scatophagidae
Product: RAB3A interacting protein (rabin3)
Exons: 16
Coding region: 561-1904 (447 amino acids)
Biological process (GO): exocytosis
Cellular component (GO): Golgi to plasma membrane transport vesicle
Molecular function (GO): guanyl-nucleotide exchange factor activity
Source: RefSeq, a predicted model, not a curated record